Molecule: messenger RNA, 4762 nt
Organism: Lytechinus pictus (painted urchin)
Lineage: Eukaryota; Metazoa; Echinodermata; Echinoidea; Temnopleuroida; Toxopneustidae
Product: elongation factor 2b-like
Exons: 10
Coding region: 3035-4747 (570 amino acids)
Biological process (GO): translational elongation
Cellular component (GO): cytosol; ribonucleoprotein complex
Molecular function (GO): GTPase activity; ribosome binding; translation elongation factor activity
Source: RefSeq, a predicted model, not a curated record
CCCUUAGCUUAUAAGUAUAAUGAAAUAAGUUGCAGCAAUAAAUAUCUAGCUAGGGCCUAAAGCACUAAGCCAGUUGCCAAUCAUGUAGCGCAAAAUCGCUCUCGCGCGCCUUAAAAUCGAGUCCCUGAGUAGAGGUGCACGGCCAAUAUAGGAGACUCUUUCCAAAGGGAGACACUUUCCAAAGGGAGACAAUCUCCCAUAUUGGACACUUGCUUUGCAAAAGAACAAAGAAACACCAACAAAAGCAUGAUUUUUUUUCCACCCAAAAUUUUGUCCCACUGAGGUCAGAGCCCAUUUGUUUCAUGUGUGGAUGACAACAAAAAACCUUAUAAAAACAAAAGUAGACGGUGAAAAGGGGUAAUUUUUCAUGAGUUGAGGAAUCUGCUUAUCAGUAUCACAUUUUUAUUUGCCGCCAAGUUAAUUCUUUUGCAGCAAAUGUAAACAAAGAAAAUUGGUCUCCCAAACUGGAGACUGUCUCUGAAAUUGGAUACCCAAAUUCUUGAUAAAAGUAUCUUGAUAUGGGAGAUAAUCUCAUGGGAGACAGUCUCCCAUAUUGGACGUGGGCCGCUACUGAUCACGGAGCCUUGAAAUGCUUGCCAUAUAGACUUUAUGCAUAAGCGAGAUGACUUGUCAACAAGGAUGGAUUUCCCUAAGAAAUACAUAAUUAGACAGUGAGAUCGGUUUGUUUCUCUUGAUUUUAUUUAUCUAUGAACCUUUACCGUAUAUGCAAUAGGCGUAUGAAGGUUCAUAGAUUAAAAUUAUUUUAGUAUAAAUAUGAAAAAUGAGAGGUUUCUUACCAGACCGAUCUUUUGUAGAUCCCUCGAUCCAUUCGUAAACACCGCAAAUACAAUAGGUUUGACCCUGCUUCGAUAAGUGAUGUUACAAAAUGCGUGUCAAUCGGUUUUUGUCUCACCUGCAUAGCAGAGUGAGACUAUAGGCGCCGCUUUUCCGACGGCGGCGGCGGCGACAACAACAAAUCUUAACCGAAGGUUAAGUUUUUGAAAUGACAGCGUAACUUAAAAAGUAUAUGGACCUAGUUCAUGAAACUUGGCCAUAAGGUUAAUCAAGUAUUACUGAACAUCCUGCCUGAGUUUCAUGUCACAUGACCAAGGUCAAAGGUCAUUUAGGGUCAAUUAACUUAGACCAUGUUGGGGGAAUCAACAUCAAAAUUUUAACCUAAGGUUAAGUUUUUGAAAUGUCAUAACUUAAAAAAUAUAUGGACCUAGUUCAUGAAACUUGGACAUAAGGUUAAUGGUUAAUCAAGUAUCACUGAAUGUCCUGCAUGAGUUUCACGUCACAUGACCAAGGUCAGAGGUCAUUUAGGGUCAAUGAACUUUUUCCAAAUUGGGGGUAUUUGUUGAAUUACCAUCAUAACUUUGAAAGUAUAUUGGUCUAGUUCAUAAAACUUGGACAUAAGUAAUCAAGUAUCACUGAACAUCCUGUGUACAUUUCAGGUCACAUGACCAAGGUCAAAGGUCAAUGAACUUUGGCCAUAAUGGGGGUAUCUGUUGAAUUACAAUCAUAACUUUGAAAGUUUAUGGAUCUGAUUCAUGAAACUUGGACAUAAUAGUAAUCAAGUAUCACUGAUCAUCCUAUGCAAGUUUCAGGUCACAUGAAUUAGGUCAAAGGUCAUUUAGGGUCAAUGAACUUUGGCCAAAUUGGGGGUAUUUGUUGAAUUACCAUCAUAACUUUGAAAGUAUAUUGGUCUAGUUCAUAAAAUUUGGACAUAAGAGUAAUCAAGUAUCACUGAUCAUCCUGUCACAUGACCAAGGUCAAAGGUCAAUGAACUUUGGCCAUAAUGGGGGUAUCUGUUGAAUUACCAUCAUAACUUUGAAAGUUUAUGGAUCUGAUUCAUGAAACUUGGACAUAAUAGUAAUCAAGUAUCACUGAUCAUCCUGUGCAAGUUUCAGGUCACAUGAUUUAGGUCAAAGGUCAUUUAGGGUCAAUGAACUUUGGCCAUGUUGGGGGUAUUUGUUGAAAUACCAUCAUAUCUCUAUAGUGUAUUGGUCUAGUUCAUAAAACGUGGACAUAAGAGUAACCAAGUAUCACUGAGUAUCUUGUGCGAGUUAUAGUAGUUUUCAAAGUCAGCACUGCUGCUAUAUUGAAUCGUGUGAUGCAGGUGAGACCGCCAGAGGCAUUCCACUUGUUCUCUAUUAUACUCAAUAGGAGCAUACACUUUUCUAUGCAGAUCGAUAUAGCAGCCAACCUAUACAGUAUGCACACGCAAUAUUACCACGGUAAAUCAUAUACAAGAGAUACUAUAGCGCAAAUAAAACGUACGGGCGGUUAAGGGCGGUUCAGUGUGUAACAGGAAGGGCAGUCUCGGGCGUUUCAGGGGCUAUUUGGUUAAAGAGAUAUUUGGUUAAAGAGAUAUGAUUGGAAUUAUAAAAAAAUGUUGCCUUUAUUUACCCCUCUCCCCUAUUUAAAAAAAAACCAGAAAAAUAACAUGAGAAUAAUAUUGGUUUAAGUGGCCAUCUUGUUCUCUUUGUUAGUAGCUUAGUUUGGAUACGCAUAUAUCGCAAAAAGUCCCCAGAUGAUCAAUAAAAUCUCAUUCAACCCUAAAUUAAUGCUAAUUAUGUGAAAGGUGAAUAGGUGUAUUCAUGUUAAAUGUGUUUAUUGAAAUACCAGUGAAGUUUGCCCAGCGCGAGUAUUGUGACAUCGCUACUCAGUGCAUAAUAUUUGUAUUGAUUUCUACAUGGUAUGUAAGCAGAAUUAUCACUAUUUCAUUUUACAGAGUCUAUGGGGAAAUGGAAAUUCUGUUUUCAGACAUGCUGAAACAGACUUAGAUUUUCUGAAAUGGAAAAUCACUGUCCCUGUAAAUCUUAAUGGUAAAUACAUGCACAUACAUGUAAACACGUAAUAUAUUUGUAGAGGUAGUAGUAUUGAUAUUGAAAGGUGAAAAUACUCCUUUUUUUUCUCCACAUGUAGGGAUUACUAACUGAAGAUAAGGUUAACAUUAUUUUCUUGCCUAAUGGAUAUAAGUGUAUUCUUCUGUACUUUCCUUUUGGUGUUUAGUUUAUUUGGCUACUUUUAAAUGUUAUGUCAUUUUUUUUUUUUUAAGGUGAACUUCACAAUAGAUCAGAUCCGUACCAUCAUGGACAAAAAACAGAACAUUAGGAACAUGUCUGUUAUUGCUCAUGUCGAUCAUGGCAAGUCUACUCUGACUGACUCUUUGGUGAGCAAGGCCGGAAUCAUUGCCACUGCAAAGGCUGGUGAGAUGCGAUUCACCGACACCAGGAAGGAUGAACAGGAGCGUUGUAUUACCAUCAAGUCUACAGCCAUCUCCAUGUACUAUGAGCUGUCAGAAAAAGACAUGUCAUUCAUCACGCAAGAGAAGGACGUAAAUGACCGUGGUUUCUUGAUCAAUCUCAUCGAUUCCCCAGGCCACGUUGACUUUUCUUCUGAGGUGACGGCUGCUCUGCGUGUUACAGAUGGAGCUUUGGUUGUUGUGGACUGUGUCAGUGGUGUUUGUGUGCAGACAGAGACUGUUCUUAGACAAGCCAUCGCUGAGAGAAUAAAGCCUGUUUUGUUCAUGAACAAGAUGGACCGCGCUCUUCUGGAGCUUCAGCUUGAAAUGGAAGAUCUCUACCAAACCUUCCAGAGAAUUGUUGAGAGUGUCAACGUAAUUGUUGCCACAUACGCUGAUGAUGAUGGACCUAUGGGUAACAUUCAGGUUGACCCAUCGGCAGGAACUGUAGGCUUUGGAUCUGGCCUCCAUGGAUGGGCUUUCACUCUGAAGCAGUUUGCUGAGAUCUAUUCUUCUAAGUUCAAGAUUGAACCAGCCAAGCUUAUGAAGAGACUCUGGGGUGACCAGUACUUCAACCCGAAAGAGAAGAAAUGGAACAAGGUUGGAGGCGAAGGCUAUGUACGAGGAUUCUGUCAGUUUAUCCUGGAUCCUAUCUACAAGAUGUUUGAUGCAGUCAUGAACUUCAAGAAAGAGCAGACAAAAAAACUUCUCGAGAAGCUGGAGAUUAAACUCUCUGGUGACGAUAAAGAUUUGGAGGGGAAGCCUCUUAUCAAGGCCAUCAUGCGCAAAUGGAUACCUGCCGGUGAGACUAUGCUUCAGAUGAUCACCAUCCACCUGCCAUCACCACAGACUGCUCAGAGAUACCGUAUGGAGAUGCUGUACGAAGGACCUCAUGAUGAUGUAUUAGCUCUUGGAAUCAAGAACUGUGACCCCAAGGCUCCUCUUUGUAUGUACAUCUCUAAGAUGGUGCCAACCUCUGACAAAGGUCGCUUCUUUGCUUUUGGUCGUGUCUUCUCUGGCGUUAUCAGCACAGGCCUGAAAUGUCGCAUCAUGGGGCCAAACUUUAUCCCAGGCAAGAAGGAAGACUUGUUCCAAAAGAGCAUCCAGAGGACCAUUCUUAUGAUGGGUCGAUACACCGAACCCAUCGAGGAAGUCCCAUGUGGCAACAUUUGUGGUCUGGUUGGCGUUGAUCAGUAUCUUGUGAAGACUGGCACAAUCACCACCUUUGAAAAUGCCCAUAACAUCAAGACCAUGAAGUUCUCUGUGAGUCCUGUCGUACGUGUGGCCGUUGAAGCCAAGGAUCCAUCUCAACUUCCCAAGCUUGUAGAGGGAUUGAAGCGUCUCGCCAAGUCUGACCCUAUGGUUCAAUGUCUUAUUGAAGAGUCUGGAGAACACAUUGUAGCUGGAGCUGGAGAGCUUCAUCUAGAGAUCUGUCUCAAGGAUCUGGAAGAAGACCAUGCUGGUAUUCCUCUGAAGGUAAGUACCUUUUCCGCAGCUUAACCCCAUAUAGCGUAG